UCCACUCUGUUUUCAUUUCCUUGUUCCCUCCCCUUCAGAUCUACAGUUUGCAGAGGGGUGUAACCAACAUGGUGGUGAAAUGCAGCAGCUGCGGCCCUGUUCACUGCAGAGACACAUGUUGUUUUGAUCAGAAGUUAAAGUAGAGUCACUUCCGAAGAAGUGAAACUCAGACAGUAUUUGUCACUGAGAGGUGAAAAUGGCGCAGAAAGGAGUUCAGCUGGACCGUGAAACCUUCUCUUGUUCCAUCUGUCUGGAUCUCCUGAAGGAUCCGGUGACUAUUCCCUGUGGACACAGCUACUGCAUGAACUGUAUUAAAACCCACUGGGAUGAAGACGAUGAGAAUAAACUCCACAGCUGUCCUCAGUGUAGGCAGACCUUCACAGCGAGGCCUGUCUUGGUGAAAAACACCAUGUUGUCAGAUUUAGUGGAGCAACUGAAGAAGACUGGACUCCAAGCUGCUCCUGCUGAUCACUGCUAUGCUGGACCUGAAGAUGUGGCCUGUGAUAUCUGCACUGGGAGGAAACUGAAAGCCUUCAAGUCCUGUCUGGUGUGUCUAGUCUCUUACUGUGAGAAACACCUUCAGCCUCAUUUUGAAUCACCUGCCUUUGAAAAACACAAGCUGGUGGACCCCUCCAACAAGCUCCUGGAGAACAUCUGCUCUUGUCACGAUGAGGUGAUGAAGAUGUUCUGCCGUACUGAUCAGCAGUGUAUCUGUUAUCUCUGCUCUGUGGAUGAACAUAAAGGACACGACACAGUCUCAGCUGCAGCAGAAAGGACUGAGAGGCAGAGAGAGCUGGAGGUGAGUCGACUAAACAUCCAGCAGAUAAUCCAGGACAGAGAGAAAGACGUGAAGCUGCUUCAACAGGAGGUGGAGGGUAUCAACCACUCUGCUGAUAAAACAGUGGAGAACAGCGAGAAGAUCUUCACCGAGCUGAUCCGUCUCAUGGAGGAAAGAAGCUCUGAUGUGAAGCAGCAGGUCAGAUCCCAGCAGAGAACUGAAUUGAGUCGAGUCAAAGAGCUUCAGGAGAAGCUGGAGCAGGAGAUCACUGAGCUGAAGAGGAACGAUGCUGAGCUGCAGCAGCUCUCACACACAGAGGACCACAACCAGUUUCUACACAACUACCCCUCACUGUCAGCACUCAGUGAGUCUACAGACUCAUCCAGCAUCAACAUCCGUCCUCUGCUCUACUUUGAGGAGGUGACAGCGGCUGUGUCUGAAGUCAGAGAUAAACUACAGGACGUCCUGAGAGAGAAACGAACAAACGUCUCACUGACGGUGACUGAAGUUGAUGUUUUACUGUCACAAUCAGAACCAAAGACCAGAGCUGGAUUUUUUAAUUAUUCACGUGAAAUCACUAUGGAUCCAAACACAGCACACACACGUCUGUUAUUAUGUGAGGGGAACAGAAAAGCAACAUUAAUGAAACAUCAACUGUCUCAUUCUCGUCACCCAGACAGAUUCACUGAAUGGCAUCAGGUCCUGAGUAGAGAGAGUCUGAAUGGACGUUGUUACUGGGAGGUGGAGUGGAGAGGAGAAGGGGUUAAUGUAGCAGUUGCAUACAAGAAUAUCAGCCGGACUGGGAGCUCAUAUGAAUGUGUAUUUGGACAAAACAACAAAUCUUGGGCAUUAAGAUGUGACGAAAACAGCUAUACAUUUUGGUACAACAAAAUCAAAACUCCCGUCUCUGGUCCUCAGUCCUCCAGAGUAGGAGUGUACCUGGAUCACAGUGCAGGUGUUCUGUCCUUCUACAGCGUCUCUGAAACCAUGACUCUCCUCCACAGAGUCCAGACCACAUUCACUCAGCCUCUCCAUGCUGGACUUUGUCCUCUUUAUACGUCUGGAAACACUGCUGAGUUCUGUAAACUCAAAUAGACUGAAGUCCUUUAAGGGUUGAAUUCUGUGUCUUAACUCUUAAACUCAUUUAGUCUCCAUGUUUGUUGAUGAGAGCUGAUUGUUGUGGCGUUUCUUCACUGCACAGAGAUCAGCUGUCAGUCAAACAUUCUGGUGGUACUUUGACAUCUUCUCAUUAGUUCUUCUGUAAAUGUUUGACUUUCUUUAUGUGGCUCUCCUUCCUGUUUCUGUUUAGCCAUGGAGGCUAUCACUGCUCAUGAUGAUGUCUGUUUACCUGAACUGACUGAUUUCUCUGCAUGAAUGUGUAAACUUCUCUGUGCUCUAAAUGUCUGAACAUUCUUAUCAAUUUUUUUGUAUAGGUCUUAAGAGGGAAAGCAGCAGACCUUCCUUUCUUGGAAAAGUGUGUAUUCAUCAUUUAAACCAAACAUGAACAAAUUAUUUUCUUCUUGUCUUAUUACAGGGUUUCAUACAAAGCUGAUUGAGAAAAUAUGAAAACAAUAUGAGGGUAUAACUGAGUUAGUGUUCCUUCUAAAAUACCAGAAAGUUGAGUGUUCAUGUUGAUGGACGAUUAAACUGGAGAGACAGUUUCACAAAUGUUUCAGUAGAUCUACUAGCUGAAAGGCAUUCACCUGACACUAAAGUUGUUGUGUAUAUUAUAAGUGUUGCUGGAGUUUUGAACUCCUCAGAUUCUAUAAGAAGUUCCAGGUAAUUUUAUGUAUGAGUCUUAAUAAUUGUUGUUGCACCCGCCGCAGUGUACAUAAACUUAAUUGUUGAUCAUUGUUGUUUAAUUGUCUGUGUUUUGUCUAUUGUCUGGUUGAUGCUACAGUAGAUAUAAAAUGUGUUUAUUUAUUGUUGGCUUCUGCAUCAGUGAGUGAAACUAGUAAAAAUAGUCAAUAAAGUAGGAGAAAAUGUUUUUGAAAAACUGAGUUACCUUUGAAUUCUCUUCCCUGAGAGAUAAAACUUAAUAUGUGGGUCCAGAAGAGAAAAUCUUUGCUCUUAUAUUUUAAAAUUAGUUUGAGGCUGCAGUUAAUUCCUGCUAUUCAGAUUUCCACUUCACAUGGUGAUGAUGAAAAACAAAACUCUUUCCAACAGACUCUUAAACACCGUUUCCACAGUUUGCUUACCAACAUGGAAAUUGCAUGAAACAUCCCAAGUAGAAACAAUCUCAGUGUAUGUCUUUCCCAUUUUUCUAGUCGCUCAAAAGGACAUUCAAAGGAAUGUAUUCUAAAUUAAAGUAUAUUUUUAUUAUUUUUUUGUUUCUGUCAGGACAAUUUUAUGGAACAAAACAAUGGUUAAGUUUAGGCAACAAAAGAUCUUAGUUAGGUUUAAGAGAAGCCGUUAUGGUUGGAAUUAAAAUAUGUACAUAAUCUAGGUUUAAUCAACAAAAUGAACAUUAGGUUUUGUCAACAAAACUAUUUAGUUAACUUCACAAAAUAUUAGUAGUUGUUUGUCUUAUGAUACUCCCUGACUGGAGGUUUAACUUUAGUUUUUCCUCCAUCAACUUAAA
Messenger RNA from Anoplopoma fimbria (sablefish), 3359 nucleotides. RefSeq names its product tripartite motif-containing protein 16-like. The record is from RefSeq and is a predicted model, not a curated record. Gene Ontology annotation, molecular function: zinc ion binding; protein binding. The coding region runs from base 197 to 1873 and encodes 558 amino acids. The transcript has a single exon. NCBI's taxonomy places the organism in Eukaryota, Metazoa, Chordata, Actinopteri, Perciformes, Anoplopomatidae.